Postia placenta MAD-698-R-SB12 is the source of this 774-nucleotide messenger RNA. RefSeq lists its product as hypothetical. The record is from RefSeq and is a predicted model, not a curated record. Lineage: Eukaryota; Fungi; Basidiomycota; Agaricomycetes; Polyporales; Adustoporiaceae. Bases 1 to 774 code for a protein of 257 amino acids. The transcript has a single exon. Gene Ontology annotation, molecular function: proton transmembrane transporter activity. Gene Ontology annotation, biological process: proton motive force-driven ATP synthesis.
AUGUUCGGAAAUCAACAAUAUAAUAUAAUAAAUUCACCCUUAGAACAAUUCGAAGUAACAAGUUUACUAGGAUUAAACGCACCUAUUUUAGGAUAUUUAAAUAUAAGUUUAACUAAUCUAGCCUUAUAUUCAUUAUUAGUAUUAUUUAUAAUAGUAUCAUUACACUAUAUGGCUAAUAAUGACACUAAAUUAGUACCUUCAAAAUGGUCUAUAGCACUAGAAAGUGUAUUUGCAAGUAUAAACUCAAUGGUAAGAGAACAAUUAGGUAAAGAACUAUACUUACCAUUUAUAUACUCAUUAUUCUUUUUCAUAUUAAUUGCUAACUUAACAGGUAAUAUACCAUAUUCUUUCACAAUAACUACAUCAAUAAUGGUGUCAAUUGGUUUAUCUUUCACUAUACUAAUUGCAGUAACAAUUCUAGGUUUAUCUAUUCAUAAAUUACACUUCUUCUCAUAUUUUGUACCUUCUGGUACACCUCUAGCAUUAGUACCUCUAUUAGUUUUAAUCGAAUUAGUUUCAUACCUAGCAAGAGCUUUCUCUUUAGGAAUAAGACUUUUCGCAAACAUGGUAGCUGGACACACAUUAAUGAAAAUAUUAGCAACUUUCUUAUAUCAAAUGUUUAGCGGUAGCUUAAUUGUAGCAGUUUUAACUUUAAUUCCAUUUACUCUAUUUUUAGCUAUAAUGGGACUAGAAUUAGCAGUAUCUUUUAUACAAGCUUAUGUAUUUGUAAUACUAACAUGCUCAUAUAUUAAAGACGCUAUUGAAUUACACUAA